Messenger RNA from Akanthomyces muscarius, 2328 nucleotides. RefSeq lists its product as uncharacterized. Gene Ontology annotation, molecular function: homoaconitate hydratase activity; 4 iron, 4 sulfur cluster binding. Gene Ontology annotation, biological process: L-lysine biosynthetic process. The transcript has 4 exons. The coding region runs from base 1 to 2328 and encodes 775 amino acids. Lineage: Eukaryota; Fungi; Ascomycota; Sordariomycetes; Hypocreales; Cordycipitaceae. The record is from RefSeq and is a predicted model, not a curated record.
AUGUCGUACAGACCGGUCGCUGCCUCUGCGCAAUGGGCGCGCAUGCUUAGCCGAGCUAGACAUCCCAUCGCGAGCACGAUGAUGGCCAGCCAGCGCUUCCCACGCUCAACGCCCGUUUCUCGGCAUGCACACUGCCAACUUCGCUUGAUUGGCUCGACAACUACGAAUCGCGCAAAUUUGGCGACCGAAUCUGCCACCGAGGCAUCCUGGGCCGCUCCCCCGGCGGAGGAGAGACGAGGGCCCCAGACCCUCACCGAGAAGAUUCUCCAGGACCACGCGGUCGGCGUUCCAAAGGGAAAGACUAUCCGCAGUGGAAGCUUCGUGUCUGUGCGACCCUGGAAAUGCAUGACGCAUGAUAAUACCUGGCCUGUGGCCAAGAAGUUCCAAGAGCUGCAGGCCCCGGGCCUCAAGGAUCCUAACCAGAUGGUUUUCGCUCUUGAUCACGAUGUCCAGAACAAAUCGGAAGCGAAUCUCAAAAAGUAUGAACUAAUCGAGGCGUUUGCGAAGAAGCACGGUGUUCCCUUUUAUGGCGCCGGACACGGAAUCUCUCACCAGGUUAUGAUUGAGGAGCUAUAUGUUUGGCCGGGCAAGCUAUGCGUCGGCUCAGACUCGCAUUCGACGAGCUAUUCUGCGCUUGGGGCUGCAGGAUUUUCCGUUGUGCGAACGGAUGCCGCGGGCAUCUGGGCGACGGGUGAGGCUUGGUUCCAAGUUCCUCCGGUUGCCAAGGUGAACUUCACCGGUAUUCUGCCGCCUGGUGUGGCCGGAAAGGACGUUAUUGUUGCCCUGUGCGGCCUGUUUCAGAGCGAUGUGCUGAACCACGCCGUUGAGUUCUCCGGCUCGGAAGAGACCAUGGCCAGCAUUCCGGUGGAUGACAGAAUCUCAAUCAGCAACAUGUGUACUGAAUGGGGUGCGCUCACAGGACUGUUCCCAGUAGACAAGACUCUGGAGCGCUGGCUUCGGUACAAGGCGACCGAGGCGGCCAUGUUCCCCGACCGCACCACCAAGGAGAGAAUUACACACGAAAAGGUUGACGAGCUCUAUGCCAACCCCCCAAGGGCCGACCCUGACGCCCAGUACGCAAAACAACUCUACAUUAACCUCUCCACGCUCUCGCCCUACGUUUCAGGCCCCAACUCGGUCAAGAUCUCGACACCUUUAAACGAGCUCGCUCCUCAAGAGAUCAAGAUCAACAAGGCAUACAUUGUGUCAUGCACCAACAGCCGCGCCUCCGACAUUGCGGCUGCCGCCAAAGUUUUCAAGGAUGCGGCCGAGGUUAAUGGUGGUAAGAUUCCCAAGGUUGCCGAAGGCGUCAAACUUUACAUCGCGGCUGCUUCAGCUCGUGAGCAGGAGGCUGCGGAGGAUGCUGGCGACUGGCAAGUACUGGUUGAGGCUGGCGCCAUCGAGUUGCCAGCAUCCUGUGGCCCAUGCAUCGGGCUCGGCACCGGUCUUCUGGAAGCCGGAGAGGUUGGCAUCUCUGCCUCGAACCGUAACUUCAAGGGGCGCAUGGGUAGUCGCGAGGCACUGGCCUACCUCUCGAGCCCCGAAGUCGUGGCCGCCAGCGCUCUUAGCGGCAUGAUUUCUGGGACGGAUGCCUACCAAGUUCCGGAGAAUUACAAGGGCGUGGAGCAUGGCUACGGCACCGGCGCUCCGGAGACGGUGGAGAGCAAGCUCGGCAAUAUCCUCGAGCAGCUCGACUCUCUCAUUGAGCGUGUCGAGUCCUCCGUUGGCGGCGAGUCGUCCGCGGAGAGCAGCACCAAGAUCCUGCCUGGCUUCCCCGAGAAGAUUACCGGCGAGAUUGUCUUUUGCGACAUGGACAAUCUGGAUACGGAUAACAUCUACGCAGGAAAGUACACCUACCAAGACGACAUCACCAAGGAGACCAUGGCUAAGGUCUGCAUGGAAAACUACGACCCCAAAUUUGGCGACAUUGCCAAGCCCAACGACAUUGUAGUGUCUGGCUUUAACUUUGGCUGCGGCUCGAGCCGUGAACAGGCAGCAACGGCGCUUCUAGCCAAGGAGAUUCCCCUCGUCGUGUCUGGAAGCUUUGGCAGCAUCUUCUCCCGUAACAGCAUCAACAAUGGCCUGCUGGGUCUCGAGGUGCCGCGUCUGGUAGAGCGUCUGCGCGCGACGUUUACGGAAAAGAUUCCGACGAGGCGCACUGGCUGGACUCUCACGUGGGACGUGGCCCGCAGCGUCGUCCAGGUGCAGGAAGGCGAGAGUGGUGAGACGUGGGAGGAAAAGGUGGGCGAGUUUCCGGAGAACCUGCAGGAGAUUAUCGCAAAAGGUGGCUUGGAGAAGUGGAUCAUGGAUCAAGUGACUAAGGAAUAA